AUGAAGUGGUCCCAAUCUUCGUUGGACAUACGCUUCCUCCAAUUCGACCUGCAGGACCUCCAGUCCAUCAAGGCUGCCACUGCAGAAUUCAUGCAGAAAGAGACGAGACUGGAUAUCCUGAUAAACAACGCAGGGAUCAUGGCUAGUCCAUUCGAGAUGACCAAAGACGGCUACGAAAUCCAGUGGCAGACCAACUUCCUCGCACACCAUGCCCUAACUCUCUGUCUGCUGCCCAUUUUUCGUCAGACCGCACAGCUCAAUCCAGGCCAUAGAGCAACUGUCAGAAUCGUCAACGUGGCUAGUGAUCUUGCCUUCAGCAUGGGCCCAAAGAACAUCGACUAUAGGGAUCCCAACUUGACAGACUUGACAGGAAGCCCGGAAUCUGAUUCAAAUGCAAUACCUAGGAAACGCUACAGCCACAGCAAACAAGCCGGCAUCAUCGGUGCCAAAGCCAUCAACGACCACUACGAACACCUCGGCAUAGCCGCAUAUUCCAUUCACCCUGGCAUCAUCAAGACGAACCUACAAAGCCACGACUCGACCCUCAUCGGCGCAGUAGCUCGUGUUGCAAUGAACGUCGUCCCGACAUCGAGUGUCAUCGACGGUACCCGCACGUCGUUGUACUGCGCCACCAGCCCAAAAGCCUCCACCCAAGGCGGAUUGUUUUUCAUCCCAUUUGGUAAAUUGGACCAUCGCCCUGAUAAGUGGUUGAACGAUCCGGAUGCCGUGGGUCGGUUGUGGGAUCUGGCACUUGCGCAGUUGGUCACGAGGAGUGGUUUUCAAUUUGAGCUAUGA
Messenger RNA from Exophiala bonariae, 795 nucleotides. RefSeq lists its product as uncharacterized. Lineage: Eukaryota; Fungi; Ascomycota; Eurotiomycetes; Chaetothyriales; Herpotrichiellaceae. Bases 1 to 795 code for a protein of 264 amino acids. The record is from RefSeq and is a predicted model, not a curated record. The transcript is spliced from 3 exons.